AUCUCUCCUACUUGGGGUGAACAAUCCCCUAACACACUCAUACAAACAAAUCUACUUUUAAACGUUCUGUCUCUCGAGCAUCCGCUUGGUGUUUGUAGCUUUAGCCUGCUAGCACCGCUGGUCAGCUAAAGCUACCAACCUCUUUCACUCAUUUAUUUUCUCACUUUCUGGCUUUGCUCUUCACCUUGUACAAUGUCGCUUGCGUGUCUGUCCUUGAGUGCAGGAGAGGCAUCGAUGGAGGCGCUGGAGCUGGAGCUGGAAGCGGUGGAGUCCCAGAUUCGCUCGCUGGAGACGAAGCGAGAGGGCAUCAGGGCUCUGCUCUUAACCCGUACUCGCUCGUCUGAGGUAAGUGUCCGAUACAACGACAAUCUCCCAGUUUCUUCAACCCCGCGUGUUUCUCUGUCCAGGCCCAGCGCACCGAGGACGCGGUGCACCCAGGCGUCGUUCACGCCGACUCCCGGCUACCACGGCCCCUGGGUGCAACCGCGUAAGGUGCUUGCCAGGUCCCGGGGCAGAACGUCUCCUCCUCCGGUGUUCGAGAUCCCCACGGAGAACCGCUUCGCCCCUCUCCGCGAGACGGGUCGCGAUGUUGCCAUCAUUGGCGACUCAAUCGUCCGCCACGUCCGCUCCACUUCCUCCAAAGAUACCUACUAUCCUGAGCGCUGCCGAGAGCCUCGGUGCCGCCGUCCUCCACGUGGGGACGAACGACACCGGGCUCCGGCAGACGGAGAUCCUGAAGAAGGACUUCAGGAGCCUGAUCGAGACGGUUCGACGCACUUCGCCCGCCACGCAGAUCAUCGUUUCUGGACCGCUUCCUACCUACCGCCGAGGAAAUGAAAGGUUCAGUAGACUUUUUGCUCUGAAUGAAUGGCUAUUAACAUGGUGUGAAGAACAGAAAUUGCUCUUUGCCAAUAAC
Danio aesculapii is the source of this 916-nucleotide messenger RNA. RefSeq lists its product as uncharacterized. The transcript is spliced from 2 exons. Lineage: Eukaryota; Metazoa; Chordata; Actinopteri; Cypriniformes; Danionidae. The record is from RefSeq and is a predicted model, not a curated record. Bases 193 to 837 code for a protein of 214 amino acids.